AAAAAUGUACACACAACUUGAUGCUGAAUUCAUCAGCGUUCUUGAAAAGUCUAAGGUUCCAAUUUUUAAAUUGGCGCAUUCUCCGUAGUAAUUUUGUCUAAAUAAAUGGCCUCUUGAAGGAGAUGCUGGGUGGAAGUCUUUGUCAGCUGGACUUUUAAAACGCGAGGAUCCCUCCCGUCCGGUUGCUAUGGAGCAACCACCAGGGAGCUUAGAUGAUCUGCAACCUCAGGACCUAUCCACCUCAAGCAUCCGCAGCGUGGUUGACCUGACCAAGAAAGCUAGUCAGAAUGUCAUGUCCUGCAACGUCCAGCGCCUGAUCCACAUGCCAGACUGGCACCCAAACUCUGGAUUGCUAGAGACUACAUCCUCUAAUGCCUCGCACCAAUCAGUUGAUCAAAUUCAACCCGACAAUGCCUUGUCCCACACUACAGUAACCCUAUCCUACGUGAGCAGGUCUCACAUUUACUCAUCAUCUCAGCCUCUAACCGGUUUGCAGCCUAUCCGCAAAUUCUCCCUCAUCCCUUCUUGUGAGGCUGAAACCGCCUAUACACUGAACCAGCAUUACUUGGAACCUAUCGGCAAACCAGUGGACCUCGCUACCAAGUCUUUUCAUUCAUUGUCUAAACCCCCAGAGAUCGAUGUGGUAUAUCUACCGCAGCAGCUUUGCGAGUUAAACGGGGCUGUAAAUUUAAGCACGACGAUCAGAGAAGAACACAGCGAACGGUUGGAGAACGGGCAACAUGACAGCUGCUCAAGUUCAGUUGUGGCAACUGAAAUGUCUCCAGAGACUCCCAUGACUGUCCUAAGCAACGAUGAGAGCGGGGGAAGCUCUGAGACACCGCCACAAAUCUUUAAAAAUGAAGAGCAAGUGGUAGCCGAGAACAAAAUGGCUGCAAUAGAGCUGUGCUCACUGACUAAGGACUAUAAAAGCCCUCUAGAGGACCCCGUCUCGCCCUCUGCUACCUCAGUUGAAGAUGUGUUCAUGCUGCCCCUGACCUCCAGCUCACCAAGCGGGGAAAACUCUUUUCGAGUAGACGCGGUUGCAUGGGAUGAAGGAGCCGUUGAGCUCCGGUCAGGCAUUGACAACGCUGCUAAAAGUUUCGAUUCAAGCGAUGAAAACGGACAGAAAACAGAACGCGUGAAAAAAACUGAGCUAACCCCUGUAAUUGACUUGACAGAGGAUGGAUGUCUGUCAAGAAUUUCAGAGGACAAACCCAAAACUGUCACCCCACCUCACGAAAACGGCAACGUCAGCCCAAUCCAAACAACUCUACAGGAAAGGAAACUACCUUUCCGUUCUAAUCGAGGCGUUCGCUUAGAAUCGUUCAUUAUGAAUCUCAGUUCAACCAGUUAUAAAGUAUCCGGAUGCAUUAAUGCCAACAUAGACGUUUCCAAAAUGGCAACUUGGGAUUCUUAUGCAACAAACCUAAAGAGGAAUGUCAGGAAAAGUAAAGCGAAACAAAAAGCAGUAAGCCACUGUAAAAAAGGUCAAACGAAUAGCAUUAAAACUAAUCAUUGCCAAAGCACUACCUCGAAUCGUGUUAAUAAUUCUAGAAAAUCAAAUCGCAAAAGCCCGAAGUUUACAAAGAGUACACUAGAGGACACUUCCCGCCUUGGACAUUUGACGAGCCCAGUCAAGUCAAACAGAAAGCACUGUUUGGCAUCGAGUCUUCGGUCAAACAGCUCCAAAAAACUUGUACAAUCUAAGUUGGAAAAAAAUCAAGCCACCCCACCAGCAUGUAAAGUUUCUCCAAAAAGCCAACGUUCAGCUGCAAAGACCAAGGUAGCGCCCACUCCCAAGAAGCGACGAAAGAAGCAUAAACCGAAACCGUUUUCUUCCAUCUUUGCUCCCAAGGAGCCAGAGAUUAAAUUAAAGUAUAUUCAUUACAGGGAGGAGAGAAAGGACUUUCGGUAUGAUAAUUUCUCCCCUUUUAUCCGCGUUCAUCGGAAACGUUCAUCGACGUCGCUGUGUUCAGUCGUGAAUUACCCAGAAGAGGGCAAGACGCCGCAGAACAGGGCGCAGCGAGAACUGACGGAUAAUAGCGGUAACUUUAUUUCUGAAACUGUACCCAGCAGUUCUUGUCUCCACCUGGGACGUAGGUCAACUCAGGGUCAACACCGGGACUCCCUCGUCUGUUGCCUGUGUGGACUCUCUGCCAAUGCGAUGGACUUGGGGGAUCUCCACGGUCCCUAUUACCCUGCAGGGUACAAGCCGAGCACUAAGGAAUCUGCAUGUUCGCCCACCCUUAAAGGUGACACGGAUUGCGACAGUGAUUCUUCGAGCUGUAGCGACGCGGGCAGGAGGAGAAAACGUGCAUUUGUACCUUCGUCCUGGAGCCAUAAACCGGCGAAUCAGCGGUGGCAGAAGAGCUACCCGUUAAGCCGCCACAGGACCGCGGACAACACGGGCAGCCCCGCAGCAAAACGCGCUUGUUCAGAAAUGUGGAAUACAGAUGGUGAGGACUGGUACAGCCCUCCGGUGUUGCCCCUUGAUUCCUGUGAGUACUGGCUGCACGAGGACUGCGGCAUCUGGUCAGCAGGCGUGUUCUUGGUGAAGGGCAGAAUCUAUGGCUUGGUGGAAUCUGUCAAAGUGGCCCAGGAGAUGAUGUGCUCGGCAUGCUCUGCCCCUGGUGCGACGCUAGGCUGCUUCUUCAAAGGUUGUCCCAGCAAAUACCACUACAGGUGUGCUCUGGAGGCAGAUUGUGUCCUCAUCGAGGAAAACUUCUCCAUGAAGUGCAAAAAGCACAAGAACAAGACAUUUAAAGCCCCAGUGGGGAUGCACAAGGAUCCCAGUGGAAAGAGGCCUUCUUGACAUUGGCCUGCCAAUUCACGCGGAGGUUGGCUCACCCUCUCAACUGUGGACCGCCACCGUUGCUCUCCACGACUAGCACCCGUAAACCUUAACUCCAAAUUUGUAAAAACUAUUUAUUUUUACGUUUUUUUUUUUUCCUCUCCAACAAUCAAAAAUAGUAUUUAAAUUGAAGAAAGCAAUUUGUAAAUACAUGAUUAUAUUUGGCUGUAUUUAUUCACCAAGCACGGCAUUUUGCUUCAUUUGUCCGAUAAGCAUUUAUAAGUUAUUGAUCAAGCCAGUUCAUCAUUUAUACGGUGGCCGAUAAGUUAAGUGAACUGCAAAGUCGCUUUGCAAAAAGAAAAGCACAAGUGCCAGUAGCCACGAGACAAACACCAAUCACCCGCAACACGAACCCCGAUCGCUCGCAACACGAACUCCAAAGUGCCUGCAAUACAAACCGCGAAAGGCUUGCAACACAAACCGCGAAGGGCCAGCAACACAAACCGCGAAGGGCCUCAAACAUGAACCGCAAAGGGCCUGAAACACGAUCACUGUUCGCCCGCAACACGAACCCCAAUUGCCCGCAACACGAACCGCAUCAGGUCAUCCUCUUGCAUUCGUGCUAUGGCAUUUUGCAGUCGUGUCGCAGGCCCUCUGCUGUAUGUGUUUUUUUUCCAUUGCAAUGCGUUUGGAAUUGGCAAUGGUAUUGCGGCCAGUUUGCGGUCCGUGUCGCGGGCCCUUUGCAUUUCGCGUCGCGGCCCGUUUGAUGUUCGCGUCGCGGUCCGUAUGCGGUUCGUGUCGCAGUCCCUUUGCGGUUCGUGUCGCGGCCCGUUUGCGGUUUGUGUCGUGGGCCCUUUGCAGUACGUUUUUUUUUUUUGUCAUUUGUGAUGCAUUCGUGUCGCGGCCCCUUUGCAGUUCGUGUCGCGGCCCGUCUGCGGUUGGUGUCGCGGCCCGUCUGCGGUUGGUGUCGCGGCCCGUCUGCGGUUCGUGUCGGAGCCCGUCUGCGCUUCGUGUCGCGGCCCGUCUGCGCUUCGUGUCGCGGCCCGUUUGCGCUUCGUGUGGCGGCCCGUUUGCGCUUCGUGUGGCAGUCCCUUUGCGCUUCGUGUCGCGGGCCUUUUUUUUUUU
Corythoichthys intestinalis (scribbled pipefish) is the source of this 3916-nucleotide messenger RNA. Its product is annotated as retinoic acid-induced protein 1. The coding region runs from base 188 to 2812 and encodes 874 amino acids. The record is from RefSeq and is a predicted model, not a curated record. The transcript has 6 exons. Lineage: Eukaryota; Metazoa; Chordata; Actinopteri; Syngnathiformes; Syngnathidae. Gene Ontology annotation, cellular component: nucleus. Gene Ontology annotation, biological process: regulation of transcription by RNA polymerase II.